UCAUUUUUUCUAUUUAUGCACUUUAUUCUUUCCUUGGUGCAUGUUUAUUCCCCUAAAUUUAACCAUCCAUGACUAAAGUAUACUCAAAAUUGCACACAACAGCCUAAACUUUUUUCCAAUUUCAAGACAGUACUUCUACUGGUAGUACAAAAAUCCAACAGGGAGAUUUUCAAAUUUUAUAGCAUCACCAUUUCACUUUAUUUGAUGAUUCAGAGAGCACAAAAGUUGAAGAAAUCUCCUUUCAAUUUCUUGAAACAGCAACAUUUUCUAAAGGGUUUAACAAUGGCACCAGUUUGUAUGGAGGUCUGUGAGACAAAGAAUGACUCUUCUGCUGCUCUUCAAUUUGCUAGAAGUUACCAGCUUGAGGCGUUGGAGAAAGCCAUGAAGCAGAACACUAUUGUGUUCUUGGAGACUGGUUCGGGAAAGACAUUGAUUGCAGUCAUGCUCCUUCGAAGUUAUGCACACUUCCUUCGCCGGCCUACACAAUCCUACAUUGCAGUUUUCUUAGUACCUACUGUUGUUCUGGUGACACAACAAGCUGAAGUUAUCGAAACACAUACCGACUUAAAAGUUGGCAAGUACUGGGGAGAUAUGGGUGUUGACUUUUGGGAUGCUGCUACUUGGCAGAAAGAGCUGGACAAACAUGAGGUCCUUGUGAUGACACCAAAGAUCCUGCUUGAUGCGCUGAGCCAUACUUACAUCAAACUGGAGACGAUAAAAGUUCUAAUAUUUGAUGAAUGCCAUAAUGCCAGGGGAAAUCAUCCCUAUGCUUGCAUCAUGAAGGACUUUUAUCACCGUCAACUGCAUAGUAAUGCAGUCCCCAGGAUUUUUGGCAUGACUGCUUCACCUAUCAAAGCAAAAGCUAAAGGUUCUGAGUCGCAUGCUUACUGGAAAGAUAUUUCUGCUUUGGAGAAUCUCAUGGAGUCAAAGGUCUACACUUGUGUUAGUGAGGCUAUCUUGGCAGAGUAUGUUCCUUUCCCGAAUGCAAAGGCUCAGCUUUACAAUGAAGAUGCACCAAACACAUUGCAGAUGCGUCUGAUCGAUGGUUUGAACAUGCUGAGAGAAAAGCACAUAUCUGCUGUCAGAGAAAUGGGUGUUGAAAAAUUGACAGAAGAUUCUCUAUGUAACAAGUUAAGAAAGCUGUCAAAAACUUUUCAGUUCUGUUUGGAUGAGCUUGGUUUUUGGGCAGCAUUAAAGGCCUCAGAAAUAUAUCAUUGUGAAGAAACCGAAAUUUUCAGCUGGGGUGAAUUUGAUAUUCGUGGUGAAACGGCCAUAAGAGCGUUCAAUUCUGAUGUGCUCAAGGAGUUUUCAAGCCACAAGCCAUCCGGCUGCAAUUGGUCAAUCUCCAACGUGAAAGCUAAUCCGGAUGCCAGGAUUAUAUCCUCGAAAGUAUUGUGUCUUGUGGAGUCUCUUCUUGGCUAUAGGAGUUUAAAAGACAUGAGGUGCAUAAUAUUCGUUGAAAGGGUAGUUACGGCUAUGGUUCUUGAAACUAUAUUGGAUCAACUACUUUCUCAAACAAUUGGCUGGAGAGCAAAAUACAUAGCUGGGAAUCAUUCAGCACUGAAGUCCCAAAGCCGGAAGGAACAAAACAAAAUUGUCGAAGAGUUUCGCCGAGGGGAUGUUAACGUUCUUGUUGCUACCUCCAUUCUAGAGGAGGGGUUGGAUGUGCAAAGCUGCAACUUAGUUGUCCGUUUUGAUCCGUCAGCCAACAUUUGCAGUUUCAUUCAGUCUAGAGGCCGUGCUAGGAUGCAGAAUUCGGAUUUCCUGCUGAUGGUGAGAAGGGGAGACAAUUUGCAGCUAUCUCGAAUGAAAACCUAUCUUUAUUCUGGUGAUGUUAUGCGGAAGGAAAGUUUGAGCCAUGCUUCGCAUCCUUGUCAGCCGCUUCAGUUUAGCGAAUUUGAUGAGAUCUUCUAUCGUGUUCCAAGCACAGGGGCUAUUGUUACGCUGAGUUCUAGUGUUAGUUUGAUAUAUUUUUAUUGCUCACGCCUCCCUUCUGAUGGAUACUUCAAACCAUUACCUCGUUGCAUCAUUGAUGAGGCUCUGGAGACUUGUACACUGCAAUUUCCAAAUAGUUGUCCUUUGCAAUCAGUUUCCGUUAAAGGCAAUAGAAGGAUAUUGAAGCACCUUGCUUGCCUGGAAGCAUGCAAGAAGCUGCAUGAGAAAGGUGCUUUGACAGAUAGUCUUGUUCCGGAUAUUGUUGUAGAAGAGGGUCUGUCCAAAGAAAUUGAGCGUGAACCUUAUAAUGAUCACCAAGCAAGAUACGUCCCUUCAGAAUUUGUCGGUGAUGGUCCAACAUCUUCAUCUGACGUGUACCACGGCUACUUAAUGGAGCUGAAGCAAGACUUUUACUCUGACAUCCCUGUGCAUGACAUUGUUUUGGUUUUUAAAACAGAGCUUGCUUCCGAUGUGGGAAACAUGCAUUUUGACAUGGACGUUGACUGGGGUAACAUGUCUGUGGACGUAAAAUAUAUAGGCAAGAUCAAUCUUACUCGUAAACAGGUAGCUCUUUGUACACAAUAUCAAGUUGCUGUCCUGAGGGUUCUUAGAGAUCUGGACUUUGAUAAGUUAGUGGAGUCCGUGAAGGAAUUAAAUAAAUGGGAAAACAAUGAUGGUGCACCUGUUUCCCAUUAUGACUAUCUUCUUCUCCCCCGCCAUUGGCUGCAUCAAAGGUCACUUGUUGUUGACUUGGAAUGUAUAAGUUCUUCAUGCUUUCUGCGGGAUGUUGUUCAAGGUUCCUUCCCUAAUUGCAAUAAGAGGAAGUGUGCUCAUCCGGAUGAUGUGUACACCAAAAAUGGAUAUAUACAUCGUAGUGUGCUGGAGAACUGUUUGGUCUGCGCACCUCAUAAUGGUUACAUCUAUUCUGUCUCUGGGUUUUUAGAUGGCAUGGAUGGGAACUCACUUUUGAGGUUGAGCGAUGGUGAAUUUAAAACCUACAAGAGUUAUUACAAAACACGGCAUGGGAUUGACCUAAACUUUGAUAACCAAGCCCUGCUUUGCGGAAGACAGGUUUUCCGACUGAAGAAUUACCUUCAUAGGUGCCAAAAGAAGAGGGAGAAGGAAUCAAGUGGUGCUUCUGUCGAAUUGCCUCCUGAACUCUGUUUCGUCAUCAUGUCGCCCAUAUCAGUUGCUACGCUCUAUACCUUUUCAUUUCUUCCUUCAAUUAUGCAUCGAGUUGAAUCUCUGUUAAUGAGUGCCAACUUGAGAAGCAUUAUCACGGGUCACUGCAUGCAAAAUGUUAUAAUUCCAGCCACUAAGGUUCUUGAAGCUAUUACAACCAAGCGCUGCCAAGAGGAAAUUCAUCUGGAAUCCCUAGAGACCCUUGGCGAUUCAUUUUUGAAGUAUGCUGUCUGCCAACAGCUGUUUAAGACUUGCCAAAAUACUCAUGAGGGACUCCUUAGUAUGAAAAAAGAGAGAAUAAUAUCUAACGCUGCACUGUGCAAGCUAGGGUGCCAGCGCAAGAUUCCGGGUUUUAUACGCUAUGAUCCCUUUGAACCCAAUAAUUGGUGUAUACCUGGUGAUCUUUCUGGAUUCUGCCCUCUGGAAAAAGAGUUUCUUUCUAGCACCUAUAAGAUCUAUAAUGGAGGAACUCGGAAAAUCAAAAGCAAGAGAGUUGCCGAUGUUGUUGAAGCAUUAAUUGGUGCAUUUCUGAGCGCUGGCGGUGAAGUGGCGUCCUUGAUGUUUAUGAAUUGGCUGGGUAUAGAGGUCGAGUUUUCCUGCAUAACAUACCAGAGGAAUGUUCCUAUGAAUCCCCGUAUGAUUCUAAACGUCAAUCAUAUAGAGUCCGUAUUGAAUUACUCAUUCAAGGACCCGUCUUUGGUAGUUGAAGCACUUACCCAUGGGUCAUAUAUGCUACCUGAGAUUCCUCGGUGUUAUCAACGACUGGAGUUUCUGGGAGAUGCUGUGUUGGAUCAUCUGAUCACCAUACACCUUUAUACAAAACAUCCUGAGAUGUCUCCUGGCCUGUUGACUGAUCUAAGGUCAGCAUCAGUCAAUAACGAGUGUUAUGGUUUAUGCGCAAUCCGUGCUGGUCUCCAUAAGCAUAUUCUCCAUGCGUCACAAAUACUAUACAAACAAAUGGCUGCUGCUGUUGCUAGUUUUCAGCAAUCAUCUCUGGAAUCGACUUUUGGAUGGGAAUCUGAGAUAAAUCUUCCCAAGGUGCUAGCUGAUAUCAUAGAAUCCUUGGCUGGUGCUAUUUUUGUUGAUUCUGGAUUCAACAAAGAGGUUGUAUUCAAGAGUAUAUCACCUCUUUUGGAGCCCCUCAUUACUCCGAAAACAUUGAAGCUGAAUCCGGUUAGUGAACUAAAUCAUCUUUGUCAGACACAUCAUUAUACUAUGACGAAGAAAAAAACCUGCGAAAAUGGUGUGGCUUCCAUCACAAUCGAGGUUGAGGCAAACGGAGUCGUACACAGGCAUACGCGCACUGCUUCUGACAGAAAGACGGCCAAAAAACUCGCUUACAAAGCUGUUCUGAAGUCCCUCAAAGAAACCAUUGGAAACUUAUAGACUUCUGGUCCUUGUAGUCUUGUAGAUGCUUAUGGUUAUGGUGUAGAGAGUUUUGUCCAGAUGCAUUAGGGAAGAGCUAGAGUAAUUUAGUUAUCAACCCCAGUGAGAAAUUGUGGUAAAUAGAUUAGUUAUAGGCUAAUGUUAGUGCUUUGUUAUCAUCUGUAUGCAACUAUGCAUGCAGCCAUGCAAUGAGGCUGAAUGAUAGUGUAUGUGACCCCAAUAUUCCAUAUAUAAAUAGUAAUAAAAUGUCAAUUUUUUUUUUUU
Messenger RNA from Beta vulgaris subsp. vulgaris (sugar beet), 4767 nucleotides. RefSeq names its product endoribonuclease Dicer homolog 2. The transcript is spliced from 23 exons. The record is from RefSeq and is a predicted model, not a curated record. Bases 205 to 4503 code for a protein of 1432 amino acids. Gene Ontology annotation, biological process: siRNA processing. Gene Ontology annotation, cellular component: cytoplasm; nucleus. Gene Ontology annotation, molecular function: protein binding; ATP binding; RNA binding. NCBI's taxonomy places the organism in Eukaryota, Viridiplantae, Streptophyta, Magnoliopsida, Caryophyllales, Amaranthaceae.